Messenger RNA from Oreochromis aureus, 12977 nucleotides. RefSeq names its product centrosomal protein 350 (gene cep350). Gene Ontology annotation, cellular component: centrosome. Gene Ontology annotation, molecular function: microtubule binding. Lineage: Eukaryota; Metazoa; Chordata; Actinopteri; Cichliformes; Cichlidae. The transcript has 38 exons. The record is from RefSeq and is a predicted model, not a curated record. The coding region runs from base 333 to 9827 and encodes 3164 amino acids. Gene Ontology annotation, biological process: microtubule anchoring.
CAUCAUCAUAGUAACCCGGGAAAGGCGACCUCGGAGGCGGGUGGCGACAUUUCUUUGAAGGAAUCUCACAGCGAAACACGGGAGACGUUGUUCUCUGGACUAACUCUGAGGCGAUGGGUGAAUGUAGAAAAAAGUUGCUGGAUUAGUUGGCAAAACUGCUAACUGACACUGGUUUUCCACAUCGUUAGCUGAUGCUAACGUUAGCAAACAUACAGCUGAACGAAACUGAAGAAGUCGCCCGGAGAACUUUGGAUUUUCUUAUCAUGAGGAUAUCGACAUAAAUGCGGACAUCUAGACGCACCGGAUCGUUUCACUGAAGGUGAGUGGGAGAGAUGAGGAGCAGCAGGAGGACUGAGGCAUCUCUUAAAAGUUCUGCUCAGCACCUUUCUGAUCAUAAUGUUGGCACAGAGCUGACAGCUGCAUGGAAAAGUUUGGCUCAGUCCAAAGUUGCUUUGCGGCACAUAGAAAAUCGUAUAGAAGCAGCUCCAGGAACAGGAGUUAUCCUGGACUCUGUCAUUGACUCUAACAAGAAGAAAUCUUCUAGGGCCCACCACAGAGAUGGACGACAAGUUGAUGACAUCAGAGGGUCUUCAAAGCCCAGAGGUCGAAGUCAGCAGAGCCCAGAAAAGAGCAGCUCACGUAGCCCCUUGAGGAAUACCACCCAGGACAGAAAUGUCAGAAGAAACAACAGCGUGGAAUUCAGGGAACCGCUGGCCUCAUACAGAGAGGCCACCCCACCACCGCAUCCUUCCUCUCAGCCAGAGGCCUACAGUCAGAAGUUGGUGCCAGGGUCUUUGUACCCAUCCUCUCCUCCCCGCUUGGAUUCUCUGCCCAGCCAGCUGGUCUACCAGAAACACACCAUAGACAAGGAGGCUGACAAGGACCUAGACAGCACACGCUCCUCAGGUCGGGAGAGCACUGAGGUGCGCUACCUCAAUGACCAGCCAGCCCUGGAUAGCAUAAGGACUAAGGAAAGCAGCCCCAAAGCACAAGUUGGCAUGGAUAGCCAACAGUCAAGCCCAUGUAUUGCUUCCACCCCAGGCUCUUUUCGACAAGGGGACAGCACGCCAUCCACCAGCCCUGGUUCAGCUUCCCAGCGGUUGGAAAACCUAAGACGACAUCAACCCGACGACAAGCUGGAGAAACUCAAAGAGCGUAUUCGAAGGCAGAGACAACAUCUGGAGGAGGCUGCAGAGAGGGAGAAGCUGAUGGGGAAUCUGGAACAGCCUUUAGCCACAUUUGUUGAGACUAAUGAUGCUGGUAAAAGCAACAAGCCGACAGCCAAAAUACGCAAAGUAGCAGCUGGACCACCUGCUCCUAUAUACAAAGGUUUCAACAGUACAGAGACAAAGAUCCGGACUCCUGAUGGGAAGGUUUGGAAGGAAGAGGACUUCCAUAACCUCAGCAGAGAAUUUUACAGAGACCUGUCGGAGCAGUUUGCUGAGAGCACCAGACAUAGGCACCAACAGCAGAGGGAACAGAGAGCAGACAGGUCCAAAGAGAGGAGGCCUCCCAAAACCAUUAGGAAGGUCCACAGAGCUGCCCCUGCCUCUGACCUAAAUCCAAAACCAGCGAUCAGCCCUGCGUCAUGGCGAGAGGGCCAGAAGCUGGUGAAGAUGGUACUAGGUCCACUUCCUAAGCUGCCCAGAGAGGAGGACAGUCUACAUGCAGCUGACUUAUUGAGCCGAACAGAUUCCCGCCACCGCUCAGAUCUACGCUCAGAAUCAAAGCGACGAUCACGCCCAAACAGCACAGAGCGGCCGUGCAGUGGAUUUCAGGGACAGUCACAAAGCCACCUCACACCAACAUCUAUCCCUCAGGACAAGGUUCCAGGAGGAUUAAGCUCAGACCUGUUGUCAGCAGACAUCCAGGGAAUACUGGAUGACCUUCAGCUGGAGUGCAAAGCAGCUGAGAAGGACGAGAGGGCCCGAAAAAGGUCCCGGGGUAGCAGCAGUGGUAGGAGAGGGAGAGGGGGCUCAGGGUCACGAACAAGGACGCCCGUCUCUACUUGGGGAACUACUGCGGCAGCAUAUGGCUCAUCGAGAGUUUGUCGCAGUGCCAGCCCCACUACACAUCAUCCAGAAACUACCAACAUAAUUGACGCAAAGCACAAGAAAAGGCACUAUGAUGCAGAUACAGUACGCCAGUACAUUGCCCGGCAACAAGAAGAGAGAAAAAGGCGUCAGGCGGACGAGAAGAAGGCGAUGAGGGAGGAAUCGGAGAGGAGACACCAGAGACUGCAGGAGCUCUACAGGAAGCAAAGAGAGGUUGCUAGAACUGUGACAAUCCCCACUGAGACUCCUGUGGCCCCUGUACAAAAGCGACUACAAGAGACCUACAACAAACUGCUGAUGGAGGAGGCCCAGCUGGGCGAAGGGGCCAUGCAGACACUCCCUGCAGUUCCUUCUACUCAGCUGAGACCAAUGUACCAGCCCUCAGGAGAGUCGGACAAAGAGAACAAACGACUAGAGGCACCCCAGAGCCCAUCAAGCAGUGAUAGGUCUUUGAAUGAUCAUCCACCACCUCCAUUAACUAGGGUUGAUCUUGAUCUUGGAGUUGCCCCUUUGCCUCAUCACGAACGUUUGUACCCACCUGUUAGACCUUUGACUGGACCCAGCGGCACUGCUCAAGGAUCUGAUGAUGACCGUCUCUUCUCUCAACUCUUAAGAAUAGAGGCAGAAGUGGCUGCUAGUAACAGCAUGAAAACCCUGCGACCAGCCACAGCCCCUUCCGGCAGGUCCCGGUCCAAAAUGUCCCGCAUCGAAGCCAUCAGGGCCACAGCUGCAUCCCUCUCUAACCGCAUAGAAAGUGAGGCACGGAAGCUUGCUGGGGAAGGCAUCAACUACGGUAAUGCAACAUCAAUGGAUAUGGAUACUGUUUUAGCGCCUAGGCCCUCUGUUCUUGUUGAUGGAUGGGCAGGAACGGCAGCACGUGACACAGAAAAAGAUAACAUGGCUCUGAGGAUCCAGAAGAUUUUGACUACCACAAAUUAUAGUUCAUACAAUGGCACAGCUCUGCCAGGAGCAGGCAGUCUGCAUUCCUUCAGGGAGCAGAAGCUGAAGAAUGGUAAACAGACUUCUGUUGAUGUAAUCGAUCCCAUCUUUAACAGUUACACACAAGAAAGGGGGAAGCUAGUCAAUGGCUUGGAGAAGGAAGCAAGAAUGAAUAAAAUAUCAGAAAGGAAACAAAUCAUGGACGAGGGGGAGAACAGGACAGAUCUCCAUGAUUCGAGUGGUGGAUCUAUUAGUGAGGGUCCUCUUCUGAGUGAAGGGAGUUUUUCUGAGGAUGAGCAAAGUCCUCCUCACCCCUCUAGAUAUAAUUAUGUACCUAGACCAGCAGAUCGCCUGGAAGCGGCGGACUACUGUGCACGUCAAAGAAAGGAUUACCAGCGACUGAUGGAUUUCCAGCGGGAAGCAGAGAAAUGCUCAGGCCUUAGCUUAUCCUUUGCACAGCAGGACCGGGACAAAGCAGUUUGGGAAGAGCUGAACAAAGGAAGCCCUCUGAGCGUAAUCAACAUCUUCACUAAAAACCAUCACAGCCACGUUAAAGGUGAGUUCACAUUGAGUGAUAGAAAUGUGGAGAGGAAUUCUCCCUCCGCCCAUUCUGUGGCCUCUGGAAAUGGACCUGGAGACGCAGCAGUCUAUGAAGAUGACUUUGUAUCAUCACAUAGCAGCAAAGCCAGUGGGCAAAUAAAGAGAAGCUCCAAUUCCCCCAGUGUGAAUAAUCACUUUGAAGAACUGAUGAGGAGGUCACCUUAUGAAAAAAGUACAGAUUGCAGUCACUCCCACCAUUCAUCCUUUCAGUCAUCCAAUCACUCACAGCACCUUUCCUCUGGUUCAACACCUGUUUCCUCGCCCCUCUCCAGGCACGCUGCCAGAAAAAGAGGAACAGUAUCAGAUCAGAGUGACACCACUCUUGUAGAGGAGCAGAGGAGCUCUUGCUCUCCACCCUCGGAAGCACUAUCGUCUGAAUCCAGAAAGGGAGGCUCAGACAAAAACUCUUCCCAUACCCAGGCCAAGAGUGUCCACUCUAAUGACACACUAGGGGAAGCUUCAGGCUAUUCUCACCAACAGUCCAGAUUGGUUUCCUCUACUAGUUCUCCAAUCCCCCGGUCUCCUCCAACAGCAGAAUCUCCCAAUGAGCUUUUGAGAAAUGCGUCCAACCAGAACACGGGCACUUUAGCUCCUGGUGGUAGAGCAGAGACCAAGUCCACUGGUGAACUACAGUAUUCACCUGGUGUCCUGCAGCAACGUAUGACAGCAGAACUCCAUUAUUUGGACUCAAUUGAGGAGUCAUUCAGACAGUUGGGGGAUGUGGAAAGGUUAAUGGGUGUGUCCAUGGCACAGCAGGAGAGUGCAUCGUUGGCCCAAAUGCUCAAGGCCAAGCAGCAGCGCCAUGAACGUGAGCUCUACGAGCUGAAGAUCAAGGCCGAACGAGAAGCUCUUGAGACAAAACUACAGCUGGAAGAAAACCGGCAGAGAGUGGCCAGGGCUCAUAUAGAACUGCAGGAAACCUUGGCAGCAUCUCAAAAAGAGACUUUGGAAGGCCUCCAGGAAUCAACUACUAAGAUGAUGACUCAACAGGCUGAGGCAGCGCAGUACACAGCCGAUGCUGCCCGACACAUCAAAGAGAUGACAGAACUAGUCCGCUCGCAGAUGUCAGGAAGUGUGAUUGUCCCUCCUGUUGCCACUGAUUCCUCCACAGUGGAGCAAAGAAAAGAAAAUGACACUUUCUCGAUGGAGCAUCGACAGGAUAACGUAGACUCUGACAGCUUUCAGAGUGAACCAUCAAACAGAAGGACCAGGUCAGAGGAGCCCCUCUCUUCACUGAGCGCGAGUCCUUCUGACUCACUAUCAUUCAGGAAACCGAAUCUCAGUGGAUCUGCCUCAAGCAGCCAACACAGCCCAUCACAUCACUUAUCAAACCAUGAGGAGCAGAUGAAAAAAGAGGCCAUAGAGGGGAAAUGGAGGAAUAGUGGACUUGAGAAAAGGCCAAAACAGGAAGCAGCCAGCAGCUCCAUAGAAGAGGAAGUUCCAGCAGCAGCAGCAAAUGACUCCAUCUGCAGUGACAGUAUUCCAUCUGUACUGGAUGAAAAAGGAGACAGUACAUCAGUGGCCACAGAGUACUCGCUCAAGUUUGACGAGUCCAUGACAGAAGACGAGAUAGAAGAGCGUUCCUUCCGCUCUCUUCUGCCAUCUGAGGCACAUCGCCGGGGAACUAUGGAGAAAAAAUCCCGCCACCACGAGGAGUCGGAGGAUGAUGGAGCCAAUCACAGCACAUUGGUUUCAGGACCAGGGCUGCACAAUUCUUUUAAGUCACAGGACUCAAAUAUAGCCUUCUCUGGUGGACAGGACAGCUUUUCCCAGUUCACCAUGGACAUGGUUCGCCAGUACAUGAAAGAUGAGGAGGUAAGACUGCAGCACCAGAGCUCUCUGCUGCGUCUUCGCCAGAAAGCACUCAAGGAGAAGACCAGAACAGAGCUGGCCUGGCUAGAGCACCUGAAAAAGAAGCUGAGAGAUAAGGGAGAGGAUGACAAAAUGCCACCAAUCAGGAAGAAGCAGAGAGGCCUUCUCUUAAAGCUACAGCAGGAGCAGGCUGAGAUCAGGCGACUUCAGGAGGCCAACAAAGCUGCGAGGAAGGAAAGGCAGCUGUUGCUGAAACAGCAGGAGGAGAUUGAACGGAUGAGAAACUCAACACUCAGGCUGAAGGAACGUCUCAAGUGUGCUGGGAUUGAAGCGCCUCCUGAGACCCCGGUGUCAGAAACCCCAGGGUCUGAGCCAGCUUCCCCAGAUAUGAGGCAUGCUGAUGAUAACCGCAGCCCCUCUCCCUCACUCUCUGUCUCUGGAAGUGAGACUAGCAGCAUCAUGCAGAAGCUCAAGAAGAUGCGCUCUCACAUGGAUGAAAAACACUGUUCUCCUGUCCACUACUUCUUCUCUGUGUUCACGGCCCAUCACUGGGCCUCCCUCAGUGUCUGUCUUCCCAACCUUCACCCUAAAUUCCAGCUCUUUAUCUACAACCAGUUGGUCAGGUUCCUGACCAAACGAGAACAACAGCUGAUGCAAAGGCGUCACCAUGCUGAAGAGCUGCUACAGUGGAAGCAGCGACUGGACAAAGAGGAGGCAGAGGUCCGAAGGAUGGAGAAAGAGGCCCUGGCUGCAUGGGACCAGAAAACACUUCGGGACAAUCAUCUUGACAUGUCAGAGGGACAGGAAAAGGACAUCUCUGAUAUAAGCUCCCAACCCAGUCACCGCCGAAGCUCAGAGCCCAGAACUGACAGCGAGAAAGAGGAUGUUAGCGAGGGCGACUGUUCGUCAGUGACACCCGAGUCCAGUAUACACACAGAGGGACCGGCUCCCCCUGCCUCAGUCUCUGAAAUAACUUUGGCCUCCGUCCAGGGCAGCCCUGCAAAUUACACCCAGGACUUCACUUCAGCAUCACAGUCACCUACAAGUCAACUACGUUCUAAUGCUCCUGAAGGGAGCCACAGCCCUGCUGCAUCUCCUUCAGAGGGCAGCAGUAAAACAAAGAUGCAGCUCCGCUCCACCUCCCGGACACCUAUCCGCCCCUGCACUCAGCCCACCGACCCUCCAAUGGCCACACAAUCUGAAACCAUUUCAGACCAGAGUGACAUAGAGAGCCGUAUCAAGGCGCUCAAGGAAGAACUCAAAAAACGUAAGUUAAUGGCCUACCAGCUAAAGAAGGAGCAGAAGAAGCGACAUAAGGAGCGGCUGAAGGCAGAGGAGGCGAGUCUGUUGAAACAGCUGGAGAACUAUAACAACUUCAUUGAGAAAACUAAGGCAGAACUUAACAAGGAGCCAGACUCAACACUUGAUACCAACUCCCAGAUCAACGAGUCCAACUCUGUUUUAGAGCAUCUUCCAUCUUCACACAGGUCUGAACUCAUCAAAAUCUCAGGGUCUGAAAGGACACAAAUUGAUGCAUCAUUAGAUCAUCAUGCCUUUCCUAAGCUACAUCUAAGUAGAUCCACUUCAUUGCCUGGAGACGUGUCUGUUGAGGCGCCUCAAAGGGUCACUCCGGGUGUGGCAAUAUCCGGCAGCCCAGAAAGUCCAACCUCAGGACAGAGGAAUCAUCAGUCUACAGAAGAUCUUAUUAGGCAGCACUCCACAGAAGACAAGUCAGAAUAUGCAGACGAGAAUAUUGUGUCUGAUUAUAGAUCUGAUAUUCAGGAAGAGCUGGAGGUGGAAAUAAGCUCCAGAGUCGAGGAUGAACAAACUCAGCAUCUUCUAAAACUGGAAAAUGAAGACAGACUUGACUCUCAGGAGAGGUUGCCUACAUCUAAACGUGUUUCCUCUUCUGUGGAUGAAGAACAACAACAUUCAUCAACUGUUAGCCUUGAACAGGGAAAUCAGAUGAAGCAGAGUGAAGUAUCUGAUGUAGAGGAACCUUUACAGCCAGACGUUAUUGCCUCUAGUCAGCCACAUUCAGCGGUAGCGGACCUCAAAACCUCACCGCAUCAAACCUACAAUUCUGCAUCUAUUGACCAGUCCCAGUCCCCAGACUCAGAUGCUUUUGGUUCAAUGAAGGAGGCUUCCAUAAAAGAUACUGAGGCUUCUCCAGUAGCAGAUGGUUAUCACGAUGACUUUGAGUCAUCAGUGGAUUCUUCAUCCAAGGAAGAACAUCAUAGUUCCAAGGCUGAGUCUCAAACCUCCCACGUUUUCUCCCACGAAAUCAAGGGUUCAAGAAAAGACACAUCUAGCAGGGGCCUGGCAUUUGACAGCCCGGAUGAAAUUGUAGAGGAAGAAAUAGCUGAAGAUCUGAGUCACCAUUCUGGCAUCAGUGUGCCUAGCCAUAAAUCUGGAAGACUGCUGGAUCUCAAUAAGCAGGCAGUAGAUUUUAAACGGGACAAUGAGAGCAUUAAUUCCAGACACUCACAAACCAUCUAUUCUCUGCAGGUCCCCCUCUCUCCUGUUAUAGAUGAAAUGCCGGAUUUUUACAUUGGAGACCGAGUUCUUGUUGGUGGUGUUCAGCCCGGCACUUUGCGAUUCAAAGGUCCAACCAGUUUCGCCAAUGGUUUCUGGGCAGGUGUGGAGCUGGACAAGUCUGAAGGGAGCAACAAUGGCACUUACGAUGGAGUAGUAUACUUUGAGUGUGAAGAGCGCCAUGGUAUAUUCGCUCCACCCGACAAAAUCACACACCUCCCGGACAAGUUUGAGCUCUACACUGAUACCACAGAAGAUGAGGACUCAUUCUUUGAUGACUUGUCAGGUAAAGAUAGAAAUGAACCUAAAACUGAGGACGGCAAUUUCCGAAUGCAAGAAAAUCUCAACAGGGAAAAUGAACAGACCUCUCACAAAGAGACUGGGUCAAAUGAUAAGAAGGAAAUGGAUGGCUGUAUUCUCAAGAGCCAGGAUCCACAUUGGGAGAGACCCCAGCUCAAUUCACAACAUCACAAAGAAUCUAAGCAUCAAUUUUCUGAUGAGAACAUUAAGGACAUGAUGUUGAAUUUUGAAGAUGCAUCGCACACUCUCAUCAUCUCUGACUUGGAUAAAACAGGUCAGGUGAUGGAGAGUGAAAAGGAGAUUACAGCCCUUGUUGAAAAAGAAGACAUAGAGUCACAUGAUGAUAAGAGGAAAGAAAAGAGCAAGGAUUUGCUGGACACAGUUGCAGACAGGCUUGUCAACAACUUUGUGAAAGACGCUCUUAAACAGUGUGCUGAAAUUAAAAGGGCAAAAGAGCAGAAGAUUGAAGCUGCCAACCAGAUGAAUGGAGACCUGUUUGGUGAAAAUGCUGAAGAAGAAGAAGAAAAAGAAUGGAAAUCUACAGUGGAUCAAAAAGAUGAUCUACCCUUCUUUCUCCCAGUUGAAAAGGAGGAACUGUCCUCUCCAGAACUGUGUAACCGACCGGAGAGUCCAGUGUUGGGAGCCAGUGGUCAAGAAGAGCUCGCUAAGCGUCUAGCAGAGCUGGAACUGAGCCGUGAACUUCUCGAUGACCUCGGUGAUGAUCAGGACUGGUUUGAUGAAGACUUUGGCCUUAGCUCCCGCAGGAAACAGCAGAAACUCAAAGAAGAAGAGGCACGGCUGGGAGCGGGAUUUGGGAGAUCUAGCUCAUCAGCUGGCCCAGCUACGGGGGAAAUGGGUUCGUCAUCAGGUGGAGAACCCCAGGUAAAGACGCCACCUAGACCGGAGCUGCCUCUCCCCUUGCCUCCUAAACUACCUGAGCAGCCUGCCAUGGUGGUACCCCACUCAGCUGUAGAGGUGGAGAAGAUGGUCCAUGCUGCCACACAGGAGCUCUGGGACAGCUUUGACCUCGGGAACAAGGGAACGCUGAUUCAUGGACAACUGCCAAGUCCACAACCUUCACAAGAAUACCUUGGUAAAGAGGACAGCACCCAGAACCAGGAGUCACUGUCCAUUCGCAGCUACAGAAAGGCUGUGUAUGACUUAACGUGGGAGAUCCUUCAGGAGAUCUAUGCUGAAGACCCCAAUACUAAUCAGCCUCAGUGGGUCAAACCGCGUAGAGUCAAGUCCUCUUCAUUUCACAAUGUCAGGACACCAGGAGACAUCAAGAAGAUCCAGGAAUUCAUCACAGAAGAAGUACUGAAGCUUUAUGGUCUGACAAAAGACCAGAACCAGAAGAACGACUGGCAGAAGAUGCUCAAGUUUGGAAGAAAGAAGCGGGACAGAGUCGAUCACAUACUGGUUCAGGAACUCCACGAGGAGGAGGCCCAGUGGGUCAACUAUGACGAGGACGAGCUGUUUGUCAAAAUGCAGCUAGCAGACAGCAUCUUCGAUUCUUUACUUAAGGACACAGUGAAUGUGCUCACACUAAUUUCUGACAAGAGGGCCAACAGAGACACCCUCUCCUGAUGGCUUUCUGCUCGGAUUUAAACUACAACUUCUAGCUCAAUCCCGUUCUUUCCCCACCACGGUGAACUCCAGCCAACCUGUCGCUGCUCGGGCUUCCACCAGCUGAUGUGCCAACAGCAACCCUCUGAUGCCUUCAGUCCCAGUAUUACCUCGCAGCUAAACAAAUUGUCCUUAGUUCUCCGACAUUCAUUGGCUGAAUUGCAUCAGCUGACUGUAAUAGCGACAACGGUCGCGCUCAAAACGCCUGUUGAGCAAUCCCGCCUUCUAAAACCUUAACACAACGAGUCUGAGCUCUCACCUGGACCGUUUUGCAGACUGCUCAGUUGGAGAAUGGGUAGAUGUGGUGAUGCGAUGUACUGUGCCAUUUGCAAGCAUGCGAAAGUCCAUGAAUGCUGCUAAGUUGAUCGUUCUGUCGUGGACUUUGGAAUAACAUCCACUCACAACAGUAGUAGAUAAUUCUUUUGAAUUGUUAAAUCUUUAGGUAAAUAUAUAUAUAUAUGUGGAUUCAAAAAUUGUAAUAGAAUAACAAAUGAGCAAUAUAAAGUGCAGUCUGAUUUGACAGUGAUACAUUAUAGCCUUGGCUUUGUAAUGCAGCACAUUGAAACUAAACAGGUUAAAGUACCAACUCUAAGCUUUAAUUUGAAGGUUUCGCAUCCAUACCCAGUGAUCUGGGGGGUAAUUGUAGCUCUUUUUAUUCACAGUCCUCUUUGCAGGGUUCAUGUUUGUGCUUGUUUACGGGGACUUUUAGAUCGCUUUCUGGUCUUUGGCAAAUACAGCACCUGCUUAGUUGGACUCGGGUCAAGUGAUUUGUCUACCAGUAAUGGUAAAAUUCAACUCUUUGGCUCACAAAGCUCAUGGUUUGCUUUGACCGCAAGUUUACUAAAGGCUUGCUCCACGUUCUGUCUAUGAAAAAUUAUUUCAGCCAUUACGGUUUAAAGACCAUCAAACACCUUUAAAGCAGAGAGUUGGACCUUUAAAUAGUCAGUGCUGUAUUACAAAUCUGGAGUUGCAACACUUUGUCUCUGAUCAGAUCUGGACAGACUUUGCUGUGUUGGACCGCUGAGUUCAAAUAGUCUAUGAAACAUGUUUGCCUCCUUAAUUAUUUAUUGCGUGAAAAUGUUUAAUAGAGGCACAAAAAACAUUCAGAAUUGUAAAUGAUCUUGUAAGUAAACAUACAGAGAAGAGCUCCUUUAAACUUUGUAUAAAGAAAGUCUAACAUUAUUGUAAAAGCACAAAUAAAAAAUGUGAAUAUGGCAAUACAUUAGGGAGGAGAAUCCAGGCAAAGAAGAUGGAGAAAUGUGUUUUAAAUAUUUAAAGGCGUACUCUUAAUAAUCGAUUGAAUCUGUUUGACUAAACUGUGUGACUUUUUGUUGUGGCCACAGCUGUCCAGUUGGUCAACACAGUCAGUGCGUUCCUCCUCCGUGCUGUAUGCUAAUUUUAGGAAGCAUGUUCACAUCGUAGCACAGUGUUGACCACAUAGAGAAACCUUAUCAACUGGUUUCUCUAUGUGGUAGGUGUGAACCCAACCGACACUUUAGUAUGUAGCAUGAAAGCGGAAGAGAAACAACUGCAGUAGGCUGAUGUUUUUACACUUACAUUAUGGGACAGUACUGAAAUGCUGGAUUUGAACCUUAGCUAUCCUACGGUCCAUUUACUUUGUCUUAUCUGAGAAAACACCCGUGGUUCUCUUGAUUCUUUAUUAUUUACUCUCUGAAAGGUUUGUUUGCAUAACAUUUGCCCUAAAAUAAACACCCUGUCAUGUAAAACCACGGCCGCUGCAAGACAUCGACAAGUUCAAACGAGGCAUCACGAUGUCGCCAGAAGUAGUCUUACUCCAUAUUCAGUUCAAGUGCCUUUUUCAAGUUGAGUUGUUUGUUUCGAACUGACUUUCUUGAUCUCUCUGCAUCAUUUGGACCUAUUUUCUUCGAAUGUCUCCCUUAAACUGCUGUAUACUACCGUUUUAUAAAGGAUCCUACGAAGGCUGCUCUUCUUCUGACCAGUUAACCAGUGCUUCAGUUUCUGCCUUAUAGAUAUUUCUGUGUAGUAGAGACAGUUUUUUAAAUCUCCUCUUGCUUCUGUGCCUCAGCCUGAGGAAAUGUUUGCGUCUAACCUGCUUCUUAUCAGGCCAGCCCAUGUGUCUGUGCAUAUAGACACUGUUGAGUCAUGUUAUUGAUGUACUGUAUCAGGAACAAGUGGCUCAAGCUGACAGGCUGCACAGUGUGAGUCAUUGAGCUGAUGUGGUUCAGCACGUAGGACUGUAUCUAAGGGCUUUUUUUUUUUUUUAGUCCCACUGUCAGUGUGGCUUUGAUCCAACAAACUGUAGAGACUCAUUGUGGCAUGUAUGAGAGAGCUUGUUAAUUCUCACUGACUGUUUGGAGCUAAAGUGACCUUAAACUGAGUCUUUUUCUUUUCUUUUUCCCCUUACUGAUGGUGUUUUAAUACGUGUUAAGGUGUAUGUUCAAACUGUACAUAAUGUAGGAAAAGACCAAAAAUGUUUGAUACCAGUCUCUCCUUGCUAUAUAUGACAUUUAAGUCUGGUCUGUAAUGGUGACAUGAUUAGUAUCUUAGAAACGUUUUCUGCAAGGCUUUAUUGCAGCUCCUCCGUCUUUGUCCUCUUCAAUUGAUUGUAUGUUGGUGGAAGCUAAGUUCCCCUCUGUAACUAUGCAGUACUUGGUUGUACUUAUUGUUUUGUGUGUCUGGACCAAACAGUUUAAGACCUCAGCUGUAGUCUGUAGAUUAACUAAGCCUUCAAGUAGCUUGAAGCUGUUUGGUGUAGCGGUGUCGUUCCUAUCGUCUGGUCCGAGGUCUUCACAGGGAGGCGGAGCACCUGCCGUUUGAUCUCUGUAACUAAAUGAAAAAGUAGGCACAAGAUGUUUGAGUAUCAUAUUGACAAGUCUGAUUAGAUUUCCCUGAAUAUUUAUAAUAAUGUGCUGUGAGUGUGCUGCAAGUGCACUUGAAAAUUAGUACAAUUCUUUUAUGGGUGUAAAUAUACUGUUUGUCCAAUCUGACCCACACUUACCGUAACCUUAACGAUUGUUGUAUAAAAAGGAAAAAAAACACUGUUUACUUUGCAAAUAUGUACAUAGUAUAUAUUUGUUUACUAAAUGAAAUUUGAAACUGUAAAUAAAGCUUUCAUUGUUUCUAAAGGAA